This is a messenger RNA of Acanthaster planci (crown-of-thorns starfish), 1715 nucleotides long. RefSeq names its product peroxisomal membrane protein 11B-like. The record is from RefSeq and is a predicted model, not a curated record. Gene Ontology annotation, cellular component: peroxisomal membrane. Gene Ontology annotation, biological process: peroxisome fission. Lineage: Eukaryota; Metazoa; Echinodermata; Asteroidea; Valvatida; Acanthasteridae.
CCCGUACCGUACCGGUACCCGUACAGUAUCUGCUGCAUGGGGCCGAACUGCAUGUAGUUUCGUGUGUAGGUCCCUAGCUGUUGUUAAAGAAUGAUUGACCGAGGUGGUCAGGUUUCUGAUCAGCGAUUCCUCACGUUCACUGUUUCUGCUAACCGGUAGGCCUAGUUUGUUUUCAGCAAAAUGUCUGAGGAAUUUGUCAACAGAGUCAUUAAGCUCGGUUCACAGACAUCUGGAAGGGACAAGUUGUACAGGACUUUCCAGUAUGGGAGUAAGUUCUUGGGGUGGUGUCUGGAGCAGGGAAGUGGUGACCAGGACUUGAUCCAGAAGAUCAAAGCAUUGGAGAGAACGCUGAGUACCAGUCGGAAAUUGUUGCGGCUCGGCAAAAGUUUAGACAUGCUAACUGGUGCUCUGAAGACAAUUCACUUGGAGGACACAUUUCUCCAGGUUACCAUUACCCUGUCAAAGCUGAAUCAGGCCUUGUACCUCCUGAUAGAUCAUGCUUUGUGGGCUCACCGUAUCGGUAUUGUCAAGGCCAAUAACGAGCGUCUGACCACCCUCUCCUCUCGAUUCUGGCUGGCAACGCUCAUCUUGAAUCUCUCCCGGGACCUGUAUGAGCUCAUGAACGUUGUCAAUAACGCCAUCGAUGUUUACAUGAAACAGAGGGAACAUCGCCACGGUGACUCGCCAAACGGAGAUCUAGUUCGGGUGGAAACUAACUUGCAGUUCAAUGAAAAUGCCAGGCAGUUGGACGUGCUGGCGUUCUGUCUGCAGAGCAAUAAGCCAAUUGUGCUGGAUCUAGUGAAAAAUGCUGCCGACUUGUUCCUUCCGCUGUCAAGUCUCGGGUAUCUUGCUAUACCGGCAGGCAUCCAGGGAUUAUGUGGUCUCAUCAGCUCACUGGUUGGAUUGGCGACGGUCUGGGAUGCUAAACUCAAGCUACAACCCUAAUGGCAGACUGGCGUUUCAACUCCUUCAAAUUAUAUUCAACCUAAUGUGGCAAUUAUAUUGAUUUCUUUUUGGAGAUUUGUAUAUUUUUUUGUCUGAAAAAUUAUUCACAUUUAAUUUUUGACUAAACCCUGCCAACUAAAUCGUUAAAAUUAUUUUUGUAUGUGUAUAAUUCAUUUUAUAAUUUACAUAAUAGCAUUUUGCAAGUAACCUCUUCCAGUUAGUAGCCCUCAAAAAUUCUUUUGCACAGGUCACCCACUUCUGAUUUGUAUCAAGUCCAAUGUCAAAUAGCAGUGGCCAGAUUGUACCCUUUCCGAUUCCUACAGAAUCUUCAGAAACCUCUUAAUGGAUUUUGAAGGAUCUGGGACGGUUCCAGGAAGGUUCUGAAUAUGACGUACAUAUACAUGGAUCAUAUUGAUCAAAGUAGGUAAUUUCAAAAAGAACAUUCUCAAAGGACAGAGCAGAUGCAGAAUGCAGAUCCAAUCCACAUUAAAUGGUCCUGUUGUCUGAGUAAACACUUUGUUGUAACAGCCACAGUAAGUUGUGUGAACGAACGGGCAUUACUAUGUAAUAUUGAUAUUGUUGAUUAGAAAUGGGACAAAUGAAAUGAAAAUUAUAUUGCAGCUAAUCGCUGUCUAACAUAUUGAAACUAGGCAAUACCUUUAACCCUACCCCUGUGCUCGUGCACUAGGGAGCAUACUGAACCCAACAAAGUUCAACAGAUACAUGUACAUGUAGGUCACUGUGCCAAACCUGAUAAACUCCAACAGAAU